AUGGACGGGGUGUCGAAGCUCCAACGAGAGGAUUGGGCUAGUCAAGUCAAGAAUAUCAUCGGGCAGCUGCACGGGAUAGCGGUGGCAAUUUGUGGGCCGUUGGCUUUAGUGGAGAGCCUACAAGAGCAGGGCUUCGUAGCGGAGGACCGGACAAGACAGGACAAGACAGGUCUCGGAGUUAAGGAGGCAACUGCUAAGGAGAGGGGCGGCUCCAUCGACCAUAACGGGUUUGCACCAGGCGAUAACUCAGGCAGGAGUCUACAAGAUCUAAUUGUCCUGCAGGGAGAUGACAACUCGAGUGCCUCCGAAGCCGAAGUCGAUGACGUUAAUCUUUGUGCUGAAAGUACAGGGCGAGGCGCGGGUCUUUUUGAUAGCCCAGAUAAUGCCGUCGACUCGACAACUCCGGCCCCUCCUUCCAGUUCCGAUGGGUGGCACGAUAUUGGUGACUCCCCUGAGACGGCUCUACGCUUGCGGCUUGCCGAACAAGGAGCUUCGACGUCGAAUUCCAUACACGCCCUCCCUUCGCGCGAGCCAUUGCACGACAGUGUCGGUGCUAUGGCUAUGGACCUUCAUCCGCGGCGCGCCAGAUCCGAGGCCACGACAUCUUGUUCCGCUCGCCCCCAAAACCCGCCUCUACGCUGCGCUAGAAUGUCACCAGAGAGCCAGCUCAGUCGAGAGUCAUCUUUAUACUGGUCGAGGCGUCAAGGCUUGCCAAUUCCAAAUUAA
Molecule: messenger RNA, 726 nt
Organism: Hyaloscypha bicolor E
Lineage: Eukaryota; Fungi; Ascomycota; Leotiomycetes; Helotiales; Hyaloscyphaceae
Exons: 4
Coding region: 1-726 (241 amino acids)
Source: RefSeq, a predicted model, not a curated record